AUGCAUUUCUAUUUGUUCCUGACCACAAUGCUUGCUAUAUUACCCGAGCUUCCCGGAGCGAAGUGCCUUUCUACUUCUAUGUGCCCUUUUCAGACAGGCACAGCUACUCGAAAUACCAGCACACACUCAGUGAUUGUUGGCGCCGCAGGUCGGCUCGCUUUCAAUCCAUCAAGACUUAAUGUUGCAUUUGGCGAUAAGGUUUUAUUCGAGUUCUUAGCACUUAAUCACACUCUGACGCAAUCUUCGCUUCAAAACCCGUGUACAUGGAAUGCUAGUGGGGGAAUCGACACAGGUUUUAAACAAUUCAACCCCAGCAACACAUCAGGCAAAUUUGUAGUGGAAUACACCGUAGAAAGUUCCAUUCCACUGUGGUUUUUCUGCUCCCAAAAGCGUCCAAUUUCCCACUGUCACGAAGGUAUGGUUUUUGCACUAAACCCGGGUAUGUCGUUCGGCACAUUUUUGCAAGCUGCAACAGGAGCCAUUGUCACGGCUUCAAACACCAGAGCAUCCGCAUACUCGAUUGGCUCUGUUGCGAGCAAUCCUUUGCUCUUGCCAAAUUCGAAGACUUCAUCCAGCUCCUAUACACAGUCGUAUGAAAGUCGAACUACGUCGUUGUUGAACGGACCUUCCAAUUCUUAUACCCGAUCAGUUGGAAGCCAAACAACGCCCACAUCGAAAGCCUCACCGUCGUCCGAUAUAUCGAUGCCAGCUUCGGCAACAAAAAUAUCGAAUGGAGGAUUUAGGAACGGAGGUUUUGGAAUAAUCGCGUUCUCUUUUGUCUUGGCACUUGCCAAUUUGUAA
Messenger RNA from Botrytis porri, 801 nucleotides. RefSeq lists its product as uncharacterized. Bases 1 to 801 code for a protein of 266 amino acids. The transcript has a single exon. The record is from RefSeq and is a predicted model, not a curated record. Lineage: Eukaryota; Fungi; Ascomycota; Leotiomycetes; Helotiales; Sclerotiniaceae.